This is a messenger RNA of Brassica oleracea var. oleracea, 1494 nucleotides long. RefSeq names its product histone-binding protein MSI1-like. Gene Ontology annotation, molecular function: histone binding. Bases 60 to 1319 code for a protein of 419 amino acids. The transcript is spliced from 6 exons. Gene Ontology annotation, biological process: regulation of gene expression. The record is from RefSeq and is a predicted model, not a curated record. Gene Ontology annotation, cellular component: nucleus. Lineage: Eukaryota; Viridiplantae; Streptophyta; Magnoliopsida; Brassicales; Brassicaceae.
UUGUUUAGGGGUUUUUUUUGUCUUCUACUUGUGGCGGGAACAACAAAGCAUAGGCGGAAAUGGCGAAAGACGACGAGGAGAUGCGAGAAGAGAUCGAGGAGCGACUGAUCAGCGAAGAGUACAGGAUCUGGAAGAAGAACACUCCUUUCCUCUACGAUCUCGUCAUCGCCCACCUCCUCGAGUGGCCUUCCCUUACUGUCGAAUGGCUCCCCGACCGCGAGGAGCCGUCCGGGAAAGACUACUCCGUCCAGAAGAUGAUUCUCGGCACCCACACCCACGUGAACGAGUCCAAUUACCUGAUGCUGGCUCAGGUUCAGCUUCCCCUUGACGACGCCGAGUACGACGAUGAGAGGGCCGAGUUUGGUGGGUUUGGCUCCGCCACCGGAAAGGUGCAAGUUAUUCAGAAAAUAAAUCACGAAGGGGAGCUGAACCGAGCUCGCUACAUGCCUCAGAACCCUUUCAUGAUUGCUACCAAGACGGUUAAUGCGGAGGUGUAUGUGUUUGAUUACAGCAAGCACCCUUCUAAGCCAGCGCUUGAUGGUGCUUGCAACCCUGAUCUGAGGCUCAGAGGUCACAGCUCUGAAGGGUAUGGCCUGUCUUGGAGUACGCUCAAGCAGGGUCAUUUGCUCAGCGGCUCUGAUGACGCUCAGAUCUGCUUGUGGGAUAUUAACGCCACUCCUAAGAACAAGACUCUUGACGCUCACCAGAUCUUUAAGGCUCAUGAAGGCGCAGUGGAAGAUGUUGCAUGGCAUCUGAGACAUGAAUACCUGUUUGGAUCCGUUGGAGAUGAUCAGUAUUUUUUUAUAUGGGAUCUGCGUUCUCCAUCUGCCAGUAGACCAGUACAGUCUGUGGCUGCUCACUCCAUGGAGGUUAACUGCUUAGCCUUCAAUCCACUUAAUGAGUGGAUUGUGGCGACAGGGUCAACUGAUAAGACUGUUAAAUUAUUCGAUCUGCGGAGGUUAAGCAAUGCUCUUCACUCAUUUGAUGGCCAUAAAGAGGAGGUUUUCCAAGUUGGUUGGAGCCCGAAAAACGAGACUAUCUUAGCCUCAUGUUGCUUCGGUAGAAGACUUAUGGUUUGGGAUGUUAACAGGAUUGAUGAGGAGCAGACAGCAGAGGCUGCGGAGGACGGCCCACCAGAGCUGCUGUUUACACAUGGUGGUUACGCCGCCAAAAUUUCAGAUUUCUCAUGGAACCCUUGUGACGAUUGGGUAAUUUCCAGUGUAUCUGAGGACAACAUACUCCAAAUAUGGCAAAUGACUGAGACCAUAUAUCAUGAUGAGGAUGAUGCUCCAGGGGAAGAACCAUUAAGAGGUUCCUAGCUUAUUGUUAGGUUCCUGUCUUGUUUGAUACAUCUCUUCUUUUGAUCUGCUCCCGUAUUUAUUGUAAUACAUCUCUUCCUUUGAGCUGCUCCCGUAUUUAGUGUAAGUUAUGUAAAACUAGACAUGAGAUUUCCUUGUGACAUGUUGGUUAAAAGAAUUGUUUGUUGCGAUAUCA